Messenger RNA from Pantherophis guttatus, 3089 nucleotides. RefSeq names its product hyaluronidase 3 (gene HYAL3). NCBI's taxonomy places the organism in Eukaryota, Metazoa, Chordata, Lepidosauria, Squamata, Colubridae. Gene Ontology annotation, cellular component: acrosomal vesicle. Gene Ontology annotation, molecular function: hyalurononglucosaminidase activity. Gene Ontology annotation, biological process: carbohydrate metabolic process; hyaluronan catabolic process. The record is from RefSeq and is a predicted model, not a curated record.
AAUUCGGCUGAAAUUUAAAACCCCAAAAAUUUAAAACCCAAUUUAAAAAUUAUUAAAUUGAUAGCCUGGCUUGGUGGAACAGCAGGGUCUUGAGGGCACAGCGAAAUACACGGAGGUCGGAGAUCUUGCGCAUUUCCGGGGGCAUUACUUCCUUACUUUUUCAGUAGUUAUUAUAAAGAGAAAAAGAGUGCCAAUAAAUUUCAGCCUGAAGUCCAGGACCUAGUUCAGAGCACAAUGGUUAAAUCAACCAGGUGUCCCUUGGAUAGAUGCUUGGUGACUUAUCUGUCACUUCUCCUUCACUAUGUGUUCUCCUGCUAAUACCAGUGGAUAGAAUUCUUAUGGGGGAAAGAUGAUAGUUUCUUAAUGUUGGAGAGGUAGAGUAAUUCACUCUGUGUGUGUGUAUGUGUGGGUGUGGGUGUGGGUGUGAGAGAGAGAGAGAGAGAGAGAGAUAACAUGAACACAUUAAAGAAAAAGGAUACAAAAUAAAAAGGAAAGAAUGGCACAUUAUAUUUGUAUACAUGGAUGUAUGGAAUGUCUGAGUGUGACAAGGACUCUGAAUUUAUAAGACCUUAAAUUGACAUGUGAGUUUAAUUUAAGAUAAUCACAGCCCAGUGUUCUUUCACUCUCAAGAUGGUUAGAAAUGGCUAAAAGAUAUGGGAUGGGACUGUGAUGGCUUUGGAAGGUAAGCAUUGAAACAGUGACUUCUGACAGAAAAGAAGUUAUUUGUGCCUCUCUUGCGUGUUCAUUCAGUUGGUCAAUAAAUAUCUGAAAUUGAGAGCAUGCCUCAAUGCCACACUGGGUUAAACACACUAACAAAGAGAUGGAGGUGACAAGGCACUAUAAAUUAAGCUAAGCAGUAUACCCAUUGUACAGUCAGCAUUGUUUGUGUCCAUACUUUAAUGGUAUAGUCUGUCUGAAUGCAGAAAUGUUGGGGAGGAAUUAGGGCAUGGUAAGCUGUCAAUCUAGUUUGCCUGUUCAACCUGCCCUACUUUGUCCAAUGUUCCACCCUAGGUAACCCUGAUUGUUGUCUUUAUAAUAGGACCGGAUGUUGCUUGCUAAAGUAUACUGGAUGGUCAUUUAUUAGAGAACAGAUUGUCAGAAUGCUUUUGCCUAUAUUUGGACUUGCCAGCAAGGAUAGUUUUAAAAGAUUCACUUGAGAACCCCUUAGAAUUUGCUGGCUGCUUUUGAUUGUUGAGCUGGGGACCGGUGUCAGCCUUCGAUUGUAAGGGCUGGGCAGUUCAACACUUAAUUUACAUUUCAGAUACUUCCCCCUUUACCAGUAUUCAAAUUAGCAGCCUCUUCUUUCUUUAAAAGAAGUAAUGGACAAGAAGAGCAUGUUUAGUUCCUGCUGUGCUCUUGUGAAAGCAACUAAACUGUUUCUACCUGUUGUUAAUUGGCAAGCAGAAAUUUCUAAGGAGAAAGGUGGUGCUACUUGAGGCAACUCCCAUUCAUUGAAGGGGAUACAUUUAUGAACAAAGCUUGAGGAGUUCCAGAAUAGAUACUAGCUUAUUCCAUCCACCAUGAUCCUGGAGAGAAUUAUCUGGAUCUGCAUCACCUUCUGUACUGCGUCUGUUAGACCCCUGGCAGGGAAUAGCUGGAAGCAGGCAGCUGCCAGUCCCAUCAUCCAGCAUAAACCAUUUGUUGUGGUGUGGAAUUUACCCACAAUCAGAUGUCAAGAGCAUUUUGGGAUCAGAUUACCUCUGGAAGUCUAUGGCAUUGUGGAGAACAAAGGCAAUGUGUUCCGUGGACAAAAUAUGACUAUUUUUUACAAAAACAAGUUUGGACUAUAUCCCUACAUAUCUCCACAGGGUGACUGGCAUAAUGGGGGGAUCCCUCAGAAGGUUAAACUGAAGAGACAUCUAGAGAAAGCCGCUAAGGAAAUCACAGAACUCUUGAACAAUAACUUCCAAGGUCUGGCAGUAGUAGACUGGGAAGAGUGGCGACCUCUCUGGAGAAGAAACUGGGGGCCCAAAAUGGCUUAUAGGGAGGCCUCUAAACAAUGGGUGAGGAAAAGAUUUCAUGGACUCUCUCCUGAGGAGCAAACUCACUUAGCUCAGGUAGAGUUUGAAAAGGCCGCACGGGUGCUGAUGGAGACUACUCUAGCUCUGGGAAAGAAGCUGAGGCCACAUGGUUUCUGGGGCUUCUAUAGGUUUCCUGAUUGCUUCAAUGACAAAUGGGGGAAAGUGGAGAACUAUACUGGCCAAUGUAAUCCGAAGGAGGUCCUGUGGAAUGAUCAGCUCAUGUGGUUGUGGAAGAUCUCCUCAGCCCUCUAUCCCAGUAUCUACCUUCCACUGAAAGUACCAGUUUUGUACCGCCAGCAUUAUGUACAUCACCGUCUUGGUGAGGCAUUCCGUGUGGCACAGUUUGGCACAGAGCAUCCCCUUCCUGUGUUACCAUAUUCCAGGGUUUCCUACAGGCGUUCUUCAAAGUAUCUGACUGAGGCUGACUUGAUAAAUACAAUUGGAGAAAGUGCAGCAGUUGGCAGUGCUGGGGUUGUACUCUGGGGCGACCUCUCCUACUCCCGGUCACUUGAGAGCUGCAAGAGUCUUCACCAUUAUAUCACCACCACACUGGGACCUUACAUCGCUAAUGUGACUACAGCAGCAAACAGAUGUAGUCGCCAGCUAUGUCAUGGGAAUGGACGUUGUGUGAGAUGUGACCUGAGUGAAUUAGGAGCCUUUCUCCAUCUGGACCAUCAGCUACAGGAAGGGGACUUUGGGAUAACAGAUUUUCAAGACCAAAAUGUGUCAAUGCAAGAUCAUUUUCAGUGUCAAUGCUAUCCAAAAUGGGCUGGCACCCACUGUGAGAGGCCACAGAGGAUAGAGCCCUUUGAGAUACCAAAACCUAACCAAGCUUCACACUAUAACAAUGUAUAUGAUGCAGUUCAUGAUGGUGACAUUGAUUUGGGAUCAAAUAUCUGUCCUACCUCCAUUUAUGGUAAAGAAAAAGAAAGAUAACGAUUUCUCCAAAGCAGCACUUUAUUGAGUAAGAAUCUUGAUAGGUUCUAGGAAGUGAAUGUUUCCUGAUAACUUGAAGAGAAUGACAGAAUUCUUGAAUUAUAUUUGGAUAAUUGCCUUUCUUGUACCUCA